Messenger RNA from Pseudomyrmex gracilis, 1873 nucleotides. It is a transcript of the gene Pex19, whose product is annotated as peroxisomal biogenesis factor 19. The transcript is spliced from 5 exons. Gene Ontology annotation, biological process: protein import into peroxisome membrane. NCBI's taxonomy places the organism in Eukaryota, Metazoa, Arthropoda, Insecta, Hymenoptera, Formicidae. The coding region runs from base 473 to 1345 and encodes 290 amino acids. The record is from RefSeq and is a predicted model, not a curated record. Gene Ontology annotation, cellular component: peroxisome; peroxisomal membrane.
CGGUAUCGUGUGUGCGUUGACGCAGCCUUUCCUACAGCCGUUAGUCUAAUUUAUAUAUACACGCGCAUGUAUAAAUAAUGUAUUUCAAUAUUUUUAGAUCGUAGUCAACGAGAUUUUCUAUUCAACGUUGUUUAGGAUUUAAUUGCCACUAAAGUCGAGUUUUCUAUUCGAUAAACAAAAACAUGCGUACAGUAUAUCAAUGAUGACUUAGCGUUUUUUUUGAAUGUCAAACCUAAUAGAUUUUAUAAUUUCUUAAAUGAAGUGAAUCACAUUAUACGCUAAUAGAAAUACAGAGUUUCUCUUGACCUAAAAUUGUCACUGAGUGAGGUUUAAACAGUUACACUCUUGUUAAAAAAAAAAAAAAAAAAAACUAACGCAACGUUAGUUAUCACUUGUGCGUGUGCAAAGUGAUAAUUGAUUAAGUCGUAUUUUGUUCCAAGAUAUUAAGUUUGACAAAUACACUUGGGCAAGUAUGACUGACAACACCCAUAAAGUGAAAAACGAAGAAGACGAUAAAGAAUUGAACGCUUUGUUGGACAGCGCUUUACAAGAUUUUGACAAAGUGUCAUUGAAUGCCGAAUCUAAGAACACCGAAAGCACUUCGGACUUACAAAAGCAAUCGGAUAAACACGAAACAGAUAAACAUGAAACAACGGAAACGCCUGAAGAUAACUGGACGGAAGAUUUCCUUAAACAAACAGCUAGUCAAUUUGAAAAAGAUUUUGAGACCUUGUUACAAAAUGGCGAUAGUGAACUAGAAGCUGCUUUGAAUAAGAUCAGACAAUUGUCAAUCAGCGAUGCAACAGACGAAACAGGCACAACAAGUAACACAGACUUUCAAUCGACCAUUUCACAAGUUUUAAAGGACCUGACUGCAAAUUCUGAAAAUUUAAAGAAUGAUUCAGACUUAGCAGCUAUGCUUGGACAAGCAUCUCUUGAUGGCGGAACUGACUUAUUACCGUUUAUGCAAGGAAUGAUGGAACAACUUUUAUCAAAAGAGAUACUGUAUCCGUCAUUAAAAGAAUUGGCAGAUAAAUAUCCGAAAUGGCUUGAAGAACACAAAGCAACUUUGAGUUCUCCCGAUUUGGGAAGAUAUACGAAACAAUCGGAGUUGAUACAAAAAGUAUGUGCUGAGCUGGAGAAAGAAACAGAAACCGAUACGGAUAGUGUAAAGAAACAACGGUUUGAAUAUAUACUGAAACUGAUGACGGAAAUGCAAAGUUACGGCCAAGCACCAGAAGAUCUUGUUGGCGAACAGAAUUCUUUCUUUCAGUUCGACUCUGAAGGAAAUCCCAUUCUUCCAUCACUUGGAGAAAAUUCCCCGCAAGAUUGUCGUAUUAUGUGAAUAAACUUAGCAGCUAGCGUUUUUUUAAUCAACUAGUAAAUAUUACAUUUGUUUUUAUUAAUUUUCACUUUGGAAAUAGCGAAUUUUAUAUAACUUUCUGUGAUAAAAUUUCCUAAAUAAAUACAUGGGAAAAAUGCAUCGCAAAUUCUGCUCACAGUAUGUACACAUCGAGUAUAUAUCGUUUUACUUCAAAGUUAAUUCUACGAAUAUAAUAUAAAAAACAAAAAGCUGCACAAAUUUUUUUUUUCCCCCCUACUGGAUCUUUUUGGUUAAAACAUUUUUACAAAAGACAAAUCAGUUUUAAAUUUACUACAAAAUUUGUGACUAGAAACAUUUUGUAUAAACAACGUUGUUAUGUUUUAUAUAGGUAGUGGUUGUUUUGUCUUACAUAAAGAUAGUGUUAAACUAAUAUUCUCUAAUAAUAAAUGUAAAUGGAGAAUGGAAACACAACAUUUUGCAACGUGGAAAAAGUCUUAUAAGUUAUGAAAUAUUAUAAUAAAAACCAUAUACUUUGAUGAAUAAAAUUUA